AACGGCUCUCAUUGCCCCUCGAGACAAAAGCGAGGAGAAGCCCCCGAGGCCCGAACCCGAGAGCCGGUGACACCACCGUCUCCGUUCCCCUUCCUCCCCUGUCGCCCAUGGCGAACGAAACCCUCGUGCCCUCCUCCUCCGCCUCCUCCCCAAAACCCUAAACCCUAGCCCGGCUCCAUUUCUAAACCCUAACGCGAGCCUCCUCGGCGGCAGCCAUGGGGCGCAAUCGCGACGUCCGCUUUGUCUCCUCCGGCGUCAGGCACCCUUCCGCCGCCGCCUCAGCCCCGGCCCCGGCGCCAGCGCUCGCCCUCCUCUCCGCCACACACCCCUUCGCGCACAUCGGACGCGCCAUCGACGCCGCCGCCGCCGCCAUGAGGCCCAGCCGCGACUUUCGCUUCGUCUCCUCCGGCGUCAAUCACCCUUCCGCCGCCGCCUCAGCCCCGGCCCCGGCGCCAGCACCCGCCCUCCUCUCCUCUGCACUGCCCUUUGCGGACAUCGGACGCGCCAUCAUCGACGCCGCUGCCUGCCGCUUGGGCGCGUCCCUCCCCCGUGUCCCAAUUGCUCGGGCCGACACGGCGCCGCCCCCGCCGCGGAGGCACGGGAAGGAUGGGGGCGGGGUCGAGGAGCGGGUGCUGAUAAGCGAGGUGGCCGUGCAGGGAAAGGACGGGGAGCCACUGGAGCGGCCCGAGCUGGAGGCUGCGGCCGCGGCGGCGCUGCGCGCGUGCCGCCCCAACGCGGCCGUCACCGGGCGGGAGGUGCAGGAGGACGUCCACCGCGUCGUGGAGAGCGGGCUCUUCCGUUCGUGCAUGCCCGUCGCCGUCGACACCCGUGACGGCAUUCGCCUUGUCUUUGAGGUGGAGCCGAACCAGGACUUCCAUGGCCUCGUCUGUGAGGGUGCCAACAUGCUGCCUUCCAAGUUCCUGGAAGAUGCAUUUCGCGAUCGCCAUGGAAAAAUUAUCAAUACAAGACAUUUGGAUCAAGUGAUCAAGUCCGUUACCGGAUGGUAUCAGGAGCAUGGUCUAACUGGCUUGGUUUCAUAUGCUGAGAUUCUUUCUGGAGGAAUUCUGAGGUUACAAGUUUCAGAAGCCGAGGUUAAUAAUAUCAACAUUCGCUUUCUGGAUAAAAAAACUGGUGAACCAACCAUUGGAAAGACACAGCCGGAGACCAUACUUCGACAGCUUACCACCAAGAAGGGGCAGGCUUACAAUAUGGCCCAACUUAAAAGGGACGUUGAAACAAUACUUACUAUGGGAAUCAUGGAGGAUGUUACAAUAAUUCCACAGCCAGUUGGAGAUUCUAAUAAAGUGGACCUUGUCAUGAAUCUUGUUGAACGCCCUUCAGGUGGUUUCUCUGCUGGUGGUGGCAUUUCAAGUGUGAUAACAAAUGGACCCCUUUCUGGACUUAUUGGCAGCUUUGCAUAUUCACAUCGCAACGUUUUUGGGAGGAACAAGAAAUUGAAUCUCUCGCUAGAAAGGGGGCAAAUAGAUUCAAUAUUUAGAUUGAACUAUACUGACCCUUGGAUCGAUGGCGACAACAAGAGGACCUCAAGAACUAUUAUGGUUCAGAACUCUAGGACUCCUGGAACACUUGUCCAUGGUGGUGAUCAUCCUGACCAUGGGCCUCUAACAAUUGGGCGGGCUACUGCUGGCAUUGAAUAUAGCCGACCAUUCAGACCUAAAUGGAGUGGGACACUUGGAUUCAUCUUUCAGCAUGCUGGUGCCCGUGAUGACAAAGGCAAUCCUGUCAUCAGGGAUUUCUAUAACAGCCAAUUAACUGCCAGUGGAAGUGCUUAUGAUGACACGCUACUGGCUAAGUUCGAAAGUAUCUACACAGAUUCUGGAGACCAUAGCUCUACAAUGUUUGUUUUUAAUGUUGAGCAAGGUCUCCCAAUUCUUCCUGAGUGGCUAAGCUUCAACAGAGUGACAGCACGUUUGAGGCAAGGCUAUGAAAUUGGUCCUGCUCGACUUCUUCUAAGUGCUUCUGGUGGUCAUGUGGAGGGGAACUUUUCACCUCAUGAAGCGUUUGCAAUUGGUGGGAUAAAUAGUGUAAGAGGAUAUGAAGAAGGUGCUGUUGGUUCUGGGCGCUCUUAUGCUGUAGGUAGUGGAGAAGUGUCAUGCCAUAUGUUUGGGCCACUGGAAGGUGUGGUCUUUGGUGACUACGGUAGUGAUCUCGGUUCUGGUCCGAAAGUUCCUGGUGACCCAGCGGGAGCCCGUAGGAAGCCUGGUAGUGGUUAUGGCUACGGUGUCGGCAUCCGUGUGGACUCCCCACUGGGACCUCUGCGACUUGAGUACGCCUUCAAUGAUAAACAAGCAAGGAGAUUUCACUUUGGUGUUGGCUACAGAAAUUAACAUGUAUAUUAGUCAUAUUCAGCUUUGUUCUUCUGAGCAUUCUCAGCUGGUAGGAGAUAGUGCCAUGCCUUCCAUUUUUUGGCGACGUCAGUGCAUUUUUGGAAAGAAAGUUUUGUGUAGCUCAGACUGUCUUAUUAUAUAUAUAUAGUAAGUAUAUUUGGUACU
Molecule: messenger RNA, 2513 nt
Organism: Phragmites australis (common reed)
Lineage: Eukaryota; Viridiplantae; Streptophyta; Magnoliopsida; Poales; Poaceae
Product: outer envelope protein 80, chloroplastic
Exons: 16
Coding region: 216-2348 (710 amino acids)
Biological process (GO): chloroplast organization; embryo development ending in seed dormancy
Cellular component (GO): outer membrane
Source: RefSeq, a predicted model, not a curated record